AAGAACGUAAGCCUUUCUUGCUCGUCUUCUUGUUCUGUCCAUUCGUACUGUAUACAAAUAAUCAUUAUUGCAUAGCCCUAGGCGUCGUCUCUUUUAGUUUUCCUUCUCGUCGGCUAUCCUCGAGCAUCAAACUGCUUAUGAUUUCAGGUACUAGAGGUCAGCUUUGGCGUAGAAGUUUUUCUUUCAGUUCCGAAUUUGCAUAUUUUUGUGCAUGAUCUUUACCGCUGCUUUUGGACUGUGAUUCAUGCCUGAAAUUCAGAAGAUUGAGUUGAUUUUCAUGAGUUUGAAUUAUUGGUAGCGAAUAUGCGGAUUGAGGAAGUUUUUGAAAAAGAUUUGAAAAUUGCUGGUUAGAGGUUUGAUAUUUGAAAUUCAAAUUGAAUGGGUGAAGUUGGGAAUCGAGAUAUGGAUAACUUACCCCUGUUAAAUGCACAAACUGAUAGUGCGGAACCGGGUAAUGUUGUUUCAUCUGAUGUUCCUUCUAAGAAACUAGCUAGGCAGCUGGAUUUUACGGGGUCUGUUGGUGCAGUCUUGCCGGAGCAUCCUCAUUUUCAGUCUCAGCCUCGGUGUCAACAAUCAGAGUCGCCGGCCGUCAUGGUGGUGCAGAGUCAGUCGCAGCCACAGUCCCCACAACAUUUGAUGGUUUUGCCCAUUGUAACAAAAGCGCCUCAUCCUGCGAGAAAGCCAGAUUCCCCGAAGUCAAGAUCAAGAUCUAAUGUUGAAACAAAAGAUGCUACUCCAAAAAAACAAAAACAGUGUAACUGCAAACACUCACGCUGCUUAAAGCUGUACUGCGAGUGUUUUGCAUCCGGAAUAUACUGUGAUGGUUGCAAUUGCACAAAUUGCCAUAACAAUGUUGAGAAUGAAGCUUCUAGGAGAGAAGCAGUCGAAACUACUUUAGAACGUAAUCCAAAUGCAUUCCGACCAAAGAUUGCUAGCAGCCCACAUGGAACACGAGAGAGCAGGGAUGAAAUUGGAGAGGUAGUAAUGCUGGGAAAGCACAACAAAGGAUGCCAUUGCAAGAAAUCAGGUUGCUUAAAGAAGUAUUGUGAGUGCUUUCAGGCCAAUAUUCUAUGCUCUGAAAACUGUAAGUGCAUGGACUGUAAGAAUUUUGAAGGCAGUGAAGAGAGACAAGCUCUUUUCCAUGGUGACCAUGUCAACAACAUGGCUUCUAUUCAACAGGCAGCCAAUGCUGCAAUAACUGGAGCUAUUGGAUCCUCUGGUUAUGCUUGCCUUCCCACUUCAAAGAAAAGAAAAGGCCCAGAGCUAUGCUUUGGCCCUGUAGGGAAGGAUUCCCCUCUCAACAGUAUGCCACAAUUUCAUCAGGCAAAUAAUAUAAUGGCUUCAGGCACGUUUACAUCAUCUCCCUUCCCAGUUGCUCAUGUUGGUAGCCCUGCGGCACCGGGACCUUCAAAGUUCUCAUUCAGGUCCUUAUUAGCUGACCUCAUCCAGCCGCAUGACUUGAAGGAGCUUUGCUCAGUUUUAGUGGUGUUGUCAAGUGAAGUUGCAAAGAACCUAGCAGAGCAUAGAAAUACUGUGAAACAGAUAAAUGACCGGCCACAGAUUUUUCGUGCUUCAUCAACUGGAGAUAUGUCACAGCGUCAGAAGGCCGAAGUGAAAGCUGCAGAUGGUGAGUGUGGUAGUUCAAACCAAAGUGAAAGGAGUGUACAUGACAAUUCUAAUUCAGAUAGUUCGAAUACAACACGGGCAAGGCCGAUGUCCCCUGGAACUUUAGCUUUAAUGUGUGAUGAAGGAGAUACAAUGUUCAUGGGAGCUGGUCUAGCUGAUGGGUUGGCAGGCCAUGAUUGCAACACAUCAUCACAUGUGCCUGAUAAGUCUUUGUCAGAAGUCUACAUCGAGCAGGAACGGAUUGUGUUGACAAAGUUUCGAGAUUGUCUUAAUAAACUCAUCACUCUGGGAGAGAUAAAAGAAACAAAAUUCACUUCUAGAAGCGAAUUGGGGAACGAACAUCACAGCAACAAUUUCACCUCAAAUAGUGGGUGCCAACAGAGAUCUAUUAGCAAUGGGGUCGUAAAAAAUGUCGCUCUCUCAGCACCUAGAAUACCACCAGUCGGCACUGCAGCUCAUCAUCCGAAUAACGAUCUCGUACCCAAUAUUCUACCCCUUUCUAAAAAUAGGAAGAAUAAACCACAAGUUGACAGAGAAGUGUAGGAAAAGCCGAAGAAAGCAACUGGCGUGUUGCUCAAUCUCAUUGAUCAUUCAGAUUUGCUUCCUGAGACUGGUCUAUUCAAGUUAGUUGCCCCAUUUUGACGUAUAUUAUUGGUUUUUAUAUCAUCAUUAGAAUUCUAGGAGAAUUUUGUGUUCCAAAUUCCAUUCGUAGAUAGAGAUCUUGUAAUUGCUAAAUCAUUGUACGAGAUAGAUAACAAAGAGCAAUAAUUCAUCCCUUUUUUUCUUUUUAGGAAAUAAUUCAUCCCAUUUGAUGACCAAUGAAAUAAAAGAUUAGCAUCAUUAUGCAUUUUUGUUCA
Molecule: messenger RNA, 2483 nt
Organism: Benincasa hispida (wax gourd)
Lineage: Eukaryota; Viridiplantae; Streptophyta; Magnoliopsida; Cucurbitales; Cucurbitaceae
Product: protein tesmin/TSO1-like CXC 5
Biological process (GO): regulation of DNA-templated transcription
Cellular component (GO): nucleus
Source: RefSeq, a predicted model, not a curated record